Messenger RNA from Bubalus bubalis (water buffalo), 4567 nucleotides. RefSeq names its product zinc finger protein 251. Lineage: Eukaryota; Metazoa; Chordata; Mammalia; Artiodactyla; Bovidae. Gene Ontology annotation, molecular function: DNA-binding transcription repressor activity, RNA polymerase II-specific. The coding region runs from base 270 to 3416 and encodes 1048 amino acids. The transcript has 11 exons. The record is from RefSeq and is a predicted model, not a curated record. Gene Ontology annotation, biological process: negative regulation of transcription by RNA polymerase II.
AGGCCAAGCUAUGGUUGGGAGCGCGGGCGUCAGAACUCUCUGCGCAGGCGCACUGGUACCCCGACCCGAAGAGGCGCCGUCUUCCUGGGUCCUGAGCAAUCUGUGCCGGAGAGGUGGAAAAUGGAGCACCAGGUGUGGAUGGACUUUCUGCGAGACAGCAAGAACACUGUACACAGUCUGAGCGCUGGGCAGCGUGAGAAACUUGCCGAAACAGUCAAAAAGCUUCAGAGAAAUAAAGAGAAGAGGACUGUUGGAAUCAGAGCUCAUAAAUGGCUUGGCAGUUUUCAAGCAUACAGUUUCAGGACUUGGCUCUUCUCUGCAAGGAGAACAUCCUGGAGGGAAUGGCUGCUGUGUCUCCAACCAGAUGCCAGGACCCAGUGACAUUCGAGGAUGUGGCCGUAGUUUUCACAGAUGAAGAGUGGAGGCGUCUGGUCCCUACUCAGAGGGACCUCUACAAGGAGGUGAUGCUGGAGAACUACAAGAGCAUCGUCUCAUUGGCAGGACUUCCAAUACCCGGACCUGAUGUGAUUUUUCAGUUGAAGAGAGGGGACGAGCCUUGGCUAGUGGAGUUUCAUGGAUUUGAGGGGAAAGAAGGUGCAGAGAAUGUCUCUCUAGAUUGGGAGACUAAGCCUGAGAUUCAAGGUGCUUCAGAAGAAGAAAAAUCAGAAGGAUCAUUGAAGGAAAAUCUUGGAAGAAAAGGUCCUCCAUCUCCUAAAGUUGAAGUUUAUGUACUGGAUGGCAGGUUGGGAACAGAGAAGGAAAGCCCUACAGUUGAGGCCUGCAAGAAACCCCUUUCUCUGGAGGAAAGCUUGCGGCACAGGGCAACCCCUCCCAAGAAAUUUCUCACUAAAGAGAGAGACCAGGAAUGCAGUAACUGUGGGAAGACCUUUUUUGACCACUCCUCCCUCAUCCGCCAUCAGAGAACUCACACUGGUGAGAAGCCCUAUGACUGUCCCGAGUGUGGGAAAGCCUUCAGCCACAGGAGCAGUCUCAGCAGACACCUGAUGUCACACACAGGAGAGAGCCCCUACGAGUGCAACGCCUGUGGGAAAGCUUUUUUCGACCGCUCGUCUCUGACUGUACAUCAGCGAAUUCAUACUGGAGAGAAACCCUUCAAAUGCAGCGAGUGUGGAAAAGCCUUCUUUGACCGCUCAUCCCUUACCCGCCACCAGAGAAUCCAUACUGGAGAAAGUCCUUAUGAAUGUAACCAGUGCGGGAAAGCCUUUAGCCAGAAAAGUAUUCUUACGCGACACCAGCUAAUCCACACAGGCCGAAAGCCAUAUGAAUGUAAUGAGUGUGGGAAAGCCUUCUAUGGGGUCUCGUCACUGAACAGACAUCAGAAAGCCCAUGCUGGAGAGCCUCGCUACCAGUGCAGCGAGUGUGGGAAGGCUUUCUUUGACCGCUCCUCCCUGACUCAGCACCAGAAGAUUCACACUGGAGACAAGCCAUAUGAAUGCAGCGAAUGUGGGAAAGCCUUCAGCCAGAGGUGCCGGCUCACACGACACCAGAGAGUUCACACAGGAGAGAAGCCGUUUGAAUGCAGCGUGUGUGGGAAAGUCUUCAGUUCUAAAUCAUCAGUUAUUCAGCAUCAACGACGUUACGCCAAACAGGGAAUAGACUGUCGAGCCUGGGGUCCAGGAGGGCUGAGUGCGUGUUCUCUUGAGUCUGAGUGCCCCGAAGGAGGGCCGGGUAGGGCGCCCGGUGGAGGGCGCCGAGCAGCCCAGCGAGGGUCGCGCGAGCGUUCCCGGGCCUCUAGGUGGACUGGCGCGGUGGACCCCAGGCCCCUCGCGGGUUCGCCGCUCACUUUUCCCGCAGUCGUCACCAGCGCUAGCGUGGAGAGAGUCACCAUGGAGCCGAAGGGCAGAGGGUCACUUUCUGAGGAUUCAGACCUUCCUCAGGCUGGAAACCCCAAAGAAAAUGGCCUGACCACUGUGCUGCUGACCUGUGCAUCCCAGGGAUCGAUGAUGAGGGACAUGGCCGAGGCUCUCACCCAGUGGGAACAGCUGAACCCUCCGCAGGGAGGUGAGCCUAAGAAGCCUAGGAAUCUGGUCUUGCUCGGGCUUCCAAUUUCCAAGCCUGAUGUAAUCUCUCAGUUGGAGAGUGGGGAGGCGCUGGAAAGAAAAGUCUCAAAAGCAGCUAAUCCAGACUGGGGUACAGGACCACAGAGCAAGGAGGUAACCCCAGAGCAGGACAUUUCUGAAGAAGAAUCAACCCCUGGGGUGUUAGUAGAGAGAUUUCCAAAGGAAAGUUCCAGUGAAUGUGAAGAUUCUUUAAAGAAUCAGCAGGAAAACCAUGAGAAACAUUUAAUACAAGAGGUUGGCCCUCAAACGAAACCUUCUGGGGAGAGAAGCUACCAGUGUGAUGAAUUUGGAAGAAAUUUUAGUCGGAGGUCAUUACUUGUCCAACAGCAAGGAGAGAGACGACAUAGUCGUGAUUUAUUUAAAAAGAACUUGAAGCAAAAUUCAGAUCUAACGAAACAUGAGAAAAUCUGUGCAGGAAAGAAACCUUGGAAGUGUAAUGAGUGUGAGAAGGCCUUUAGUUACUACUCAGCUUUUGUCUUGCAUCAGCGAAUUCACACAGGAGAAAAACCCUAUGAAUGUAAUGAAUGCGGUAAAGCCUUCAGUCAGAGCAUACACCUGACUCUGCACCAGAGGGUUCACACAGGAGAGAAGCCUUAUGGAUGCCACGAAUGUGGGAAAGCCUUCAGCCACCGCUCAGCCCUUAUUAGGCAUCACAUAAUACAUACUGGAGAGAAACCUUAUGAAUGCAGUGAAUGCGGGAAGGCCUUCAAUCAGAGUUCAUACCUCACUCAACAUCAACGAAUUCAUACUGGGGAGAAACCUUACGAGUGUAAUGAGUGUGGGAAGGCCUUCAGCCAAAGCACGUUCCUUACCCAGCAUCAGGUCAUCCACACUGGAGAGAAACCCUAUAAGUGUAAUGAGUGUGGAAAAGCUUUCAGUGAUCGCUCAGGCCUCAUUCAGCACCAGAGAACUCAUACCGGGGAGAGGCCUUAUGAGUGUAACGAGUGUGGGAAGGCCUUUGGCUACUGCUCAGCCCUGACUCAACACCAGAGAACUCACACCGGGGAGAAACCCUACAAGUGCAGCGAUUGUGCCAAAGCCUUCAGUGACCGUUCAGCCCUUAUCCGUCAUCAGAGAACACACACUGGAGAGAAACCUUACAAGUGUAAGGACUGUGGAAAAGCCUUCAGCCAGAGCUCAUCUCUUACAAAGCAUCAGAAAACUCACAGUGGAGAAAAACCCUAUAAGUGUAAGGAAUGUGGAAAGGCUUUCAGCCAGAGUUCAUCCCUUUCUCAACAUCAGAAAACUCAUUCUGGAGGGAAAAUCAGAGAAUAUGGAAAAGCCUUUAGUGAGCAUUCAGCCUUCAACCAGCAAAAGAGAAUUGAUACAGGAUAAAAGCAAUGUAAAUGCAAUACAUUCACAACAUCCUUACUGAACAAUUACUAUAAUGCUGUGAGGGCUACAAAGGAAUUAAGAAUAUGUUACAAAAGAGAUUAAUUGAGAAGUCAUUGGUGAUAUGGGACAUAGCUUACUCAGAAUGUGAGAAAAGGGUUUUGCAUUUUUUAAAAAUAUCCUGUCAGAGGACACUGUGAAUUUCCCUAGGGAGAGAGGAAAAUUAUUUCCAACACCCUGAUGUGUAUGUAAGCUACCAAAUCCUUGCACAAGAAACAGGAUGUGCCAUGAUGGAAAGAGGACAUCUUGACUGGGCUAGAUGGUCUCAUAAUGCUAAGGGGAUGAUAUUUUAAAGGGAUAAAUGGUCCUUUUAGGCAAACUGAAGGGGUAGAAAUCAGAGGUUGGCAAUUUGCAUUGUCUGUCCAGAGUUGAGAGUGGUGGUGGAAGAGAUGUUGUCCUUGGUCUUAAAUACAAGAAUCAAGUGUGUGCUCAGUUGCUAAGUCGUGUCUAACUCUUUGCAACCCCAUGGACUGUAGCCCGCCAGGCUCCUCUGCCUGUGGGAUUUCCCAGGCAAGAAGACUGGAGUGGGUUGCCAUUUCCUUCUCCAGGGAAUCUUCCCAACCCAGGGAUCAAGCCUGCAUCUCCUGCAUUGGGAGGCAGAUUCUUUACCACUGAGCCACCUGGGAAGCCCUAUCUAAUAUAUAGUCAGUUUUAUUUCAUCCACAGUUACCCCAAAAUGUCAUUUACAGCUCCACCAUCUGUUUUCAAUCAGUGAUAACACAUUGCAUUUUCUUUGCCCUACCUCUGUAGGCUACUUCACUCUAGAAUGAUCUUUCAACUUCUUUUUGUCUUUCAUGACAUUAACAUUUUGAGGAGUCAAAGCCAGUCGUUUUGUGGAAUGUCCCACAAUCUGUAUUUUCUGAUUACUUUCUCAUGAUUAGAACCAGAUUAAGCAUUUUUAGCAAGAAAGCUACCUGACUGUUGUGUAAUCCUCAAAUCAUAUCAAGAAACUCAAAAUGCCAGUUUGUCCUGCUGGUAAGUUUGAUUACUUUGUUCACAUGUUUGUCCAAAUUCUCUCAUUAUAAUUAAUCAUCUCUCCUUUUCGACUUAAUAAGUCAUCUGAAUGUAUUACUUCCCAACAAAAGUUCACCUCA